AUGAGAAACUUAAUGACAGAUGAACGAAAAAAAUACAAUCAAUACAACGUCGAGAAAUCUGAAUUAUGGACAUCAUGUUUUGAUGAACAGGAGAAAAUCUUUCAAGAAAUGAAAGAUACUUACACUGCACGUAUUUGCAGAUCAUAUAUACCACCUAAUGGUCAAGAUAUUAUCAAUAAAUUUAAUGAAAUUAUACCUGGCAUGGAAAUGAAUAUUCGUCAUUACAAUUUCCAUUUAUUUAAAUAUCGGUUGCUCUUGGAUAUUGCCAAUGAAAUGAAGAAACCAAAGUAA
This is a messenger RNA of Schistosoma spindalis, 291 nucleotides long. The record is from the annotation of a GenBank genome assembly. NCBI's taxonomy places the organism in Eukaryota, Metazoa, Platyhelminthes, Trematoda, Strigeidida, Schistosomatidae.